This is a messenger RNA of Diatraea saccharalis (sugarcane borer), 3122 nucleotides long. The record is from the annotation of a GenBank genome assembly. NCBI's taxonomy places the organism in Eukaryota, Metazoa, Arthropoda, Insecta, Lepidoptera, Crambidae.
AUGUCUCCCAGAUCAUUGCCUACAGGUAAGGUACAGUAUUCGAAUAAGAUUGCAAAAAGAAAGGCAUGGGAAGAGAUAAAUGAAUUAUUCAAUGCAGAAUUUGGAGAAAAAACCAAUAAAGAAAAGAAUGAUUGUGAGCCUCAGGAACAAUUUUGUAGGAGAGUUUUAUUUCGCAAGGGGGUGUUAGUUUGGUGUAAAGGCGAAGACAGUAUUCGCAAUUUUAAUCAUACAUUCGACCUGAAGCAACAACAAACAUUGGUUGCAAUGGAAAAUGAGACUAAAAACCCCACAUUUUAUUUUCCCAUUCAACCAUACGAAAUUCAAGAAAAAUUUAUGAAAGAACUCUACUUUACUCUGGAAAAUAAAAAACAUGGUGUUUUCGAAAGCCCUACUGGAACUGGUAAAUCUUUGAGUAUAUGCUGUUCUGCUUUGCAAUGGUUAAAAGACUACAAACGUGAAGUUAUAUCUAGCCUGGAAAGGGAAAUUGAGAAAAUCCAACAAGAAUUAUUAGUGUCAGUUUCAGAUAACGAAGAGUGGCUUCUGGUAGAAUAUGAAAAAAUGCAGAAAAACCAAACUCUUGCUACCCUUCGAUAUAAAUUAGAUAAAAUAAAAAAAUAUGAAGAAAAAUUCUGUGAGAUGAAAGCACAAGUUGAAAAACGUAAACACAAUUUAGACACAAAACCCAAAGACAUGUAUUUUUGUGAAAAUGUGAAUAAAAACAAAAAUGAGGCAGAUCUUAAUAAAGAAAAUAUUGAUGACAAUAUGUCUUGUGAAGAUGAAGAUCUUAUUUUAGAGGACUUUGAUGGAAAAGAAGAAAAUGAAUCAGAAGAUGAAGCAAUAUCAGAGGAAGACCAUAGCCUUAAGGUGUAUAUAAGUAGUAGAACUCAUAGCCAGCUAUCACAGUUGACGGGUGAAAUCAAAAGGACAGUUUUUAAGAAUAACACCAAAGUGAUAACUUUAGCAUCAAGACAGCAUUACUGUAUUAACACUGAUGUUUCAAAGUUGAAGAACAUUAAUCUCAUUAAUGAAAGGUGUCUCGAUAUGCAAAAUUCUAGGUCAAAAUCAACAUCCAAGUCUGAAGACGGGAAAGUUAUUAAGAAGACUAAGACAAAAACAUCUAAAGCUUGCCCCUUUUAUAAUCAGACAAACAUCAAUAACCUGAAAGAACUAAUGUUGUGUGAUAUAAUGGACAUGGAAGACUUGGUAAAAACAGGAAAAGAAAUGAAAGCAUGCCCAUAUUAUGCAAGCAAGGCUGCCUUGGAUGAUGCAGAGUAUGUUGAAGUGUUAAGAGUAGAUAUUACUCAGUGCCCUCCGCAGGCAACACAGUUAUGUGCUGCAUCGUUAUUUGCCUCUCUGAGGUCUUUCUCGACCGUUGUCAGCCAAGUGGUGAGUGGUCUUCCACGGCCACGUGGUUGCCGUGAGCUGCCCCCAAUAUUCAAGGCCAAUAUUACUGUGUGGUCUUUGAACGUAGUGUUGUUGAGUCACGCGGGCGUUGUGAGUGGUGGUGGAUCGUCGUUACGGUUACGUGACAAUGUACUGAUAGUGGAUGAAGCGCACGGCAUAAGUGCAGCGUUGCAGCAGGCACAGUGCGCGCCUCUAUCUGCAGCGCGUCUGUCUGCCGUGCGCGCCGCCAUUUUACUGUACUCAAGCACAUAUUCCAGUCGACUCUCCAGCGCCAACUUGCUGGCGCUUAAUCGUCUGCAAUUCGUGGUCAACAAAUUACUUGGUUUAUUGAACAAAAUACCCAAUGAUGGGAAAAAGUCUGAAGAAACUCACAUACUUACCUUGGAAGAUUUCGUCAUAAAAGCUGAAAUAGAUCAUUUGAAUUUGCAAAACAUUGUUGAGUUUUGUAAAACGUCGAGAUUGGCACGGAAACUACAUGGCUUCUCUACGAGACACGCGCGGCGGACGCUGGAAACGACCAAGAGCUCAGAUAAGAAGAGAUCAUUAGAGACAUUCUUGAAAAAUAUGUCUGGUAAAAAAGCAGAAGCAGAAACUGAAGUAGACCAGGAAAUCCCAAAGAAUAUUGAGGCUCAGUCAGAAGUGUCACCCGGCACAUGUUUGUAUGCAGUGGUAGAGUUCCUACAGAUGUUGUGUUCGCGCAGUGAACACGGCCGAAUUUUGGUACAACGAUCGUCCACAGAUGGACUAUUUAAGUAUCUGUUGUUGAACCCUGCACUAUCAUUCCAGCAACUAGUCUCGGACUGCCGUUCGGUGAUAUUGGCAGGGGGAACUAUGGAACCGGUAUCAGAAUUUGUUGAGUUACUAUCGGGUGGAGAGCGACAAGGAGAGUUAUGUGAGGAACGCGUGGUGGGAGUAAAUAUAGUACGCUGCGGACAUGUGGUAUCACCUCAAAAUGUAUUAGCACUCGCACUAACUAGUGGACCGACACUCCAAAAUCUCUCCUUCACAUAUAACAAUCGCACUGACCCUAAAUUCUUAAACGAAGUCUGCUGUAUACUAAGAAAUAUUUGUAAUUUAGUUCCGGGUGGUAUAGUGUGUUUUCUGACUUCUUAUUCUUGUGAACAAAUACUGUAUGAUCAUAUGAAAACGAAAGGUCAUAUCGAUGCAAUCAGUAAAAAGAAAAUCGUAUUCAGAGAACCCAAGUCAGCUGGUGAUGUGGAUCAGGUUUUAAGCAAAUACGGAGCUGCGGUCAAAAAUAGUAACGGUGAACAAAACGGUGCUUUAAUGAUGAGUGUAAUAGGUGGAAAAUUGAGUGAAGGCUUAAAUUUUAGUGACAAUCUGUGCCGUUGCGUUGUGGUUUUCGGAAUGCCAUAUCCAAAUAUCAAAUCUCCAGAAUUACAAGAAAAGAUGAGUUAUUUAAACAAAUACAGUGGUCCUGGCGCCGGAAAUAUGUAUUACGAGAGUUUAUGCAUGAAAGCUGUCAAUCAGUGUAUAGGAAGGGCUGUACGUCAUGCUAAUGAUUAUGCAUGUGUUUUACUAGUAGAUGAAAGAUAUUCAAGACCUCACACUAUGUCCGCUUUGCCGUCUUUCGUUCAAAAAUCGCUGACCACGAACUGCACCUUCGGGGUAACAAUUGGUCGAAUUGCAAAAUUCUUUAAUGGGCGUAAAAAGAAAGAGACUACGUGUUGACGUUUAAUAUCUAUUAAUAAAUCGUUGCG